Messenger RNA from Anopheles aquasalis, 4092 nucleotides. It is a transcript of the gene Rh7, whose product is annotated as G protein-coupled receptor family protein rhodopsin 7. Gene Ontology annotation, cellular component: membrane. Gene Ontology annotation, molecular function: G protein-coupled receptor activity. Gene Ontology annotation, biological process: visual perception; G protein-coupled receptor signaling pathway. The record is from RefSeq and is a predicted model, not a curated record. NCBI's taxonomy places the organism in Eukaryota, Metazoa, Arthropoda, Insecta, Diptera, Culicidae.
AUGGCGACGGACAACGUGGCGAGGACUUUGCUGCUGCUGCUGCCGCUGUUCCUGUACACCGUCACGUUGGCGAGCAGCGGCGCGAGCUUUGAUAUGGUGGACCAGCGCAUCCUUCGCCAUGUUGCAGUGAAACCGGGUGAUCGGCCCGAAAUGAUGAUGAUGGGUGGUGUACAGUCAGGCGGUAGCAGUUCCGGGCAGCACGGUAACGAUCGUGAAAUGAUACAACCAACGAAUGAAACGAAUAUUCAUGGUAGUAGCGUCACCACCAGCACCAGCCUCGUUAGCAACGUCAAUAACAGCAUCAGCAAUUUAAGCGACAGCAUGCUCCUGUGGAGCCAAUAUGUUGGCCGUUCGCGGUACGUGCUGGAGGUGGAUCCGGAGUUUGUGGCCAAAAUCAAUCCCUUCUGGCUGCAGUUCGAUCCACCGAGCGCCGGUGAGCAUUACGGGCUGGCCGCCUUCUACUUCCUAAUGAUGCUGUUCGGUGUGAUUGGCAACGCGCUCGUCAUCUUCAUGUUCAACAGAUAUCGCUCCCUGCGCACACCUGCCAACUACCUGGUGGUGAACUUGGCGGUGGCUGAUUUGUUGAUAAUGCUCGAAGCCCCGCUGUUCAUUUACAACAGCAUUUAUCAGGGACCGGCUUUCGGUUCGAUCGGAUGCACGGUGUACGCACUGAUGGGAGCGAUCGGUGGUACCGUGGCCAUCGGAACACUGACGGUCAUCUCGAUCGAUCGCUACAACGUGGUGGUGUUUCCGCUCAACCCGAACCGUUCGACGACCAAGCUCAAGUGUUACAUCACGAUCGCCUUCACCUGGGCGUACGGGUUGCUGUUCGCCGGUCUACCAGCCCUCGAGAUCGGUUUGAGCCGGUACACGGCCGAGGGUUUUCUGACCGCUUGCAGCUUCGACUAUCUCGAUCGCACGUACAAGGCGCGUGUGUUUAUGUUUGUGUACUUUGUGUGCGCGUGGGUGUUGCCACUGCUCAUCAUCAGCUACUGCUACGCCCGCAUCCUCUUCGCGGUGGUCAACGCCAACAGCAUUCAGUCGAAUAAAACGAAGAACAAAACGGAGGUGAAGCUGGCGGGCGUUGUGGUCGGCAUUAUUGGGCUGUGGUUCAUCGCCUGGACACCGUACGCGGUGGUCGCGAUGCUGGGUGUAUUCGGGUACGAGCAUUACCUGACGCCCCUCAACUCGAUGCUACCGGCCGUGUUCGCCAAGAUAGCGGCCUCAAUCGAUCCGUACUUUUACGCGAUGAAUCAUCCCCGCUACCGGCAGAUGCUGGAACGUAUGUGUUGCAACCGGGGCGCCGAACAGGGCAACUCGCAGUACCAGACAUCGCACUACAAUACACGCGGUCCAUCGCGAGGUGGUGAUUCGGAGGCGGGUGAGAAUGAGUCAGCUGGUCCGAGUGUGGCGUCGCGUGGCCGUAACAGUUCGGUUUCUAACAUGCCCUCCGGUGGAGCGCGUGCUGGUAGCAUCAAGCAGCAGCAGCAGCGCACCGGUGGACUGGCCGGUUUGAAGCGGCAGGCCUCGCACGGUGAUGACUCGUCGAUGGAGAUUUCGGUCGAAAUGUAACAACGCAGCAGGCGAGGAGUUCAGCUCCUCCGGGUAACCGAAAACUACGAAAACAGUGCCUUCUUGUAGCGUAAUCGGAGCGUAGCGGUGGGAAUCAGUAGCAGCACCAGCAGCACCAGCAGCAGUAGAGCUGCAGAGCUGGGCUACUCUCUUCUCUGGAUUGCGAUUGCGCCCUGGAAUCCACAAUCGCACGGUCGUUAAAAGUAUCCUCACGACGUUUCAAUUAACCUUCUACACGUUUCACCACCACCAUGGAUGUCCCAAACUGAAUCCCACGAGUUAAAGUGUUCGUGUUUUGUGCUGACACGACAGUGCGAGUCCGGAAGUGUCUGAGCAGCAGACGCGCCUCCAAAACUUCUUGAUUGAUAGCAUCACAAGCUGAUGAGGAGAGGAGCGCUAACUAUAAAAGAACAGAUAGAUUGAUCUAGUAUCCAUCGAUAGCUCAUAAGAAAGGUAGAGAGAGAGAGAGAGAGAGAGAGAGAGAGAGAGAGCGAGAGCGAGAGAGAGUUUGUGUACCUAUGGCAACGGUCGCGACCUACCCCGUGUUUCGGGAGUUCAAACCGAUUCGUGAACCGUGCGGGGUGGGCCUGUGCCCAAAGCAAUUAGAACGAGACAUGAUAAGGCAGCAGAUAAGGGAGCGGAGAGGGGGCGAACAGAGGAAUCCCCCCUCAAAGUAGUCACCCAAGCAACUGCUGCUGACUGCGCGGUAAUAGUUUCUUGUUUUUUCGCUGUCUAUUUUUUUUCUUCAAAAGUUUUUUUGAGGAGUAACUGCUGUCUGCAAUUCUGUGCUCCUCCCUGUCUGGCUCCAGCCGCGAGAAGAGCAAGAGGGGCCUCGCGGCGAUCGUGAUAAAGUGGUUGUUUGUUGCUUUCGGUUGAUUUCUUCCGCAGCACGAUAAUAUUGUGGAUGCUGUGCCAAGAAAAGAAGAGGGCAGUGUGGUAUUUGUUGUAAGCAGCGCGGUGUGGAACGAUGGCGGAUAUGUUUCAAUUAUUUAGAGGGGUCUCGGUAGGCUUCAACCUUUCCAUCCGGACAAUUUUAUCGCUUAUCGCAUAGCCACACCGAAACACAGACACAGAGACACACAAAAACACACAAAUACACUCCCCCUUGACUGUAGGCGGCAACAAUUCGACCAACGUCAUACACGCCGGGGUAAUAAAUCACUUGCCGGGUAGUCCAGAACGCUCGAGCCGAAAAUAGUGAAUAUGUUAUGCGUUUUAAUGUGUGCUACCAGUUUGCGGAAGCAGCAGAAGCAGCAUAAAUGACGCGCGCAUUUGUCUAUGUUAGUAGUUUUGUCCCUAAAAGCAUUCCUAUUACUUCCAGAACCGCACGACAGGGGAGGAUAUUUUUUUAAAUGUUUUUAGUAAAGUAUAGUAGUAGAUUUUAAAACGAAAUUUCGCGCCAAAAAGAAAAGUAUUGAAGCAGGCGGCGGCUGUCAAACGUUUCAAUCAAUCCACUACCACCAUCAUCACCAAAUUGUACUAGAAAGAAAGAGAGAGAGAGAGAGAGAGAGAGAGAGAGAAAGAGAGAGAGAGAGAGAGAGAGAGAGAGAGAGAGAGAGAGAAAGAGAAAUAGAGAGAGGAAUGGUUAAAGAAAAAGCUUUGGAUUGCUCGAGUUUCCCGCGCAACCUUCGAGCAAAAGCCUUCGCGAAGCACACCGGUCAAUGACCUAGUAGGCUGGUUGCAAGAUUGCAUUCAACCACAUCCGGUUUGCCGGGAACACACACGACACGGAAACCGGAAAAGGGACACUAGGCAAGCCGUUUUAUGAAGAAGAAAAAUCAAACAAAAAGAGAAAACAAGAGAAACCAAAAAAUGUGCCUUAAUUUUACCCAAUUGGCUGAAAAAAAAACACUUUUUUCGGAUUAGGCUAGGCGCAAAAGGCGAGGAAAGUAUAUUUAUACACACGUGACGCGGGACGAACGCCGGGAAGAACACCGUUUGAGAAACAGCGCCGGCGGGGCAGACGAGAUGAGAAUUUUCCUUGGUUUUCCGCGAUUCAACCGAACAGUGCGGUCGCAUGUUCGUUUCUUUACAACAACCUGCGAAUGGUCAAUAAUGAAAAGCACACCGAGCUUAGCGAACGAGAAAAACAGAGAGAGAGAGAGAGCAAGCAAAGAGUGAGAUCGAAGAUUGGAGAAGAAACGGAGUGUCGAGGUAUGUUGUUAGCAGGUGGAAAGCUGCUGAGGCGAUUAACGUUUUUAGGUUUCCCUCUAUCACUAUCACAACCCCUGACACACGGAAGCAACACGUUCCCCGUUGCAUAGUUCGGUACCUUUUGCGUCCGCAGUUCCCAGUAGCCCCAUUUUAAACCCUCACCCCACAGUCAAACACAGACUCACACUCUCGUGUGCACUACCUGUAUGUUGUUGUUGUUUGUGCGAUACUUUUUGGCCAAACCUAUCGGACUAUCGACAUGGAGGCGCCUAGUAUGUUACAGAGCUCCGAGAACAGAGGGGAAUAAAACGGAAAAGAAACCAAACGAACGAAUGAACGAACGAGAUGAAUUGAUGAUGAUAUGAA